Molecule: messenger RNA, 507 nt
Organism: Ailuropoda melanoleuca (giant panda)
Lineage: Eukaryota; Metazoa; Chordata; Mammalia; Carnivora; Ursidae
Product: eukaryotic translation initiation factor 3 subunit B-like
Exons: 4
Coding region: 174-398 (74 amino acids)
Biological process (GO): translational initiation
Cellular component (GO): eukaryotic translation initiation factor 3 complex
Molecular function (GO): translation initiation factor binding; RNA binding; translation initiation factor activity
Source: RefSeq, a predicted model, not a curated record
AGACAUACGUGCGCUGGUCUCCCAAGGGCACCUACCUGGCCACGUUCCAUCAGCGAGGCAUUGCUGUCUGGGAUGGAGAGAAAUUCAAACAAAUCCAGAGAUUCAGCCACUAGGGGGUUCGGCUCAUUGACUUCUCGCCUUGUGAAAGAUACCUGGUGACAUUCAGCCCCCUGAUGGACACUCAGGACGACCCUCAAGCCAUCAUCAUCUGGGACAUCCUGACUGGACAGAAGAAGAGGGGUUUUCACUGCGAAAGCUCAGCCCAUUGGCCUAUCUUUAAGUGGAGCCACGAUGGUAAAUUCUUUGCCAGAAUGACACUCGACACUCUUAGUAUCUAUGAAACUCCCUCUAUGGGCCUGUUGGACAAGAAGAGCUUGAAGAUCUCCGGCAUAAAGUAAGUGAGUGUUCUUACAGGCGGGCGGUAGGAGCUGGCACCCCCUCUUCUAGCACUUGGCUCUUCUGCAGCUGUCCUAACUCUAGCCACAAGGGUGCCACGGCAGGCCCAGG